AUGGCAGCACCCUCGACCUUCCUAGAUGCGAUGCACUACCGUCGAAGCAUCUACCAGCUCAACAACACGUCCCCAAUCUCAGACGACCAAAUCGUGAGUAUUGCCAACAGCGUUAUUCAAGAUGUGCCCUCUUCUUUCAACUCGCAGUCCACGCGGCUAGUCGUCCUCCUUCAUGACGAGCAUGUUCAAUUUUGGAAUAUUGUCCUGGAAUGCUUGAGGGCAAUAGUCCCUGAAGGUGCGUUCCUCAAGACAGAGAAGCGCAUAGCUGGCUUCAGAAACAGCUAUGGCACGAUCCUAUUUUACGAGGACGAAGAGACCAUCAAAGAUCUCCAGGCAGAAUAUGAGCUCUAUGCGGAGCGGUUCCCCCAGUGGGGCGAACACACCAGCGGCAUGCAUCAAUAUGCUCUGUGGGUAGCCUUGGAGGCCGAGGGCCUUGGGGCCAAUAUUCAACACUACAAUCCGCUGGUCGACCAGCAGGCUGCGAUCGCUUGGGAAAUUCCCGAAAACUGGCAGCUCAAGGCGCAGUUGAUCUUUGGUGGGUGUGAAAGCGCGGCGCGCGAGUCAUUGCCUCCCAAGACGCAAAGACCUGUUGAAGCACGACUCUCUGUCCACGGCUCGAGGUCGGAUGGCGUAGGCUCUGUCUAA
This is a messenger RNA of Penicillium expansum, 645 nucleotides long. RefSeq names its product nitroreductase family protein. NCBI's taxonomy places the organism in Eukaryota, Fungi, Ascomycota, Eurotiomycetes, Eurotiales, Aspergillaceae. Gene Ontology annotation, biological process: cellular response to oxidative stress. The transcript is spliced from 2 exons. The record is from RefSeq and is a predicted model, not a curated record. Bases 1 to 645 code for a protein of 214 amino acids.